AUGGCAAGCAGUGCAGACGAAUUAGCGGCGCCCGCCGCGGCAACUGACGUGCUGUCUGUUGCUGACUUUCAACGCUACCUCCUGGCUACAUGCAUGCCGUUCUUUGGCGAGGGUUUGGCGCUCUCAGUCGACACUUUUAAGGCGGGUCUUGACAGUGCGGAAACGACCAUCACUCUGGCACAAUUUGUCUCCGAUUCAACCACGCGUGUGUUGCAGGUACACUGCUUUCCUGUAUGUGGUAAUGAAGACGAUUCUAUGGACGGAUCGACCAAUCGCGUGCGUGUAAACUUGGGCAUCGAGUACGCGCCCAGUAAGAAGAGCGGACAUGACGUUGUUUGCUUUAUUAAACGCUUCAGUGCGCCAUUGACUAAAGAUCAGACAUUCAAUCAUCAGCUACAGGUCAUGACACUCGGUCUUGGCUCCAAGACGAGCUUGGAUACGACCAACAGCAGUGGGGAAAACACAGAGGAAGAGGACGAAGAUCGCGGCAAUCUGCUCUCUGUUGUGUACAAUUAUGUCCAUCAAUCACUCACUCCAUUGGUUAAUGAGUACUCUAAAGUACACCAGCCACAGAGUGAGAUGACUACUAUGAGUGAAGGCACAAGAGGAUUGCCUGCUAUUCGACGCAGGAUGAAGGAGCUAGAGCUGGCAUUGCUUCAGUAUCAGCAAAAUAUUGAGAUCCCCGAGGUGAAUUUUAUCUUCCAUUCCAUGAUUCAACAAGCUGCCGAUCUCGUUCGUGAGAAAGGGGUGCCGAUUGAUGUGGAAGCAUUAGGCCUUGAGGAAAAAGUGGACGAUGUUGUCUUUGUAAACACGAUUCAGGGAGGAGUUAGCAAGUGGAUUAAAGAGAUUCAGAAAGUGACACGUUUAAUUCAUGAACCACUUCCUGGAACGACAAUGCAGGAGAUUAACUUUUGGUGCGAUCUAAAUCGUGCCCUGCUUGCUGUCCAGAAGAAACUUGAGUCGCCAGAGGUCGAAAUUACGCUUGCGGUGCUACAGCGAGCUAAGCGGUAUCUGGCCACCGUCACAUUUAGUGCUGAUCAUGGUCUUGGCCCAGCCAUUCAGUACGUAUCCAGCGUAAUGACGCUGAUGAAAGAGUUUCCGAUGAACUCGAUACUGUCCGCCACGGAUAUCAACCAGCUUAACCAAGGGGUAACCCUUGUCUUUACCCACUUGAAGAAAAUACGUGUGGCUGAUUCUUACAAUCUGUCGCGGCUCCUGCGUUUAGUGGAAGUCAUGUCUAGUGACCUAACUCAGCAGGUUCUCAGUUUGCUUCGCGUGUACAGCCUCAUUCAAGUCCCCUUUAACCAGUUCGAACAGCUUAUUUCUUCGUGCAAGGAGCUUUUUACGAAUUGGCAUCGCCAGGUUGCUACACUCUAUGAUCUUACGAAGGAGCUGUUUAAACGACGAGGUGGAUCAAUUAAUAUUGAAAAGUUACCAUUGCUCUCUGAGCUACAGAUGGAGCACGCCGCCAUUGAAGAGCGAUUGCUCGAAUUGUACGAGUUCCGAGAGCAGCACGAAAAGCUGUGUGAUGUGAUUCGGAGAGUGCUAGGUGGUCCCAACUCUAUUGAACUCGACGUGUCACGCGGAGGUGAUGGCUUUACCGACGCAUUUACUGAAAUUAAUGCUGCCUACUCGCAAUUAAACUCGCUCAAUCCUCUUGAUGUUUCUGGCGAAGGUGUGACUGCGUGGAAGAACUUGCGCAAGGCCUACGAUCUGUGCAUCGAUCGCGUCGAAGGUCGUAUUAUCAGCAGCCUUACCAGCCGGUUGAGUGCUACGUCAAAUGCUGAUGAGAUGUUCCGCGUGUUCUCCAAGUACAACGCGCUGUUCUUCCGUCCUCGUAUUCGCAGUGCAGUUCAGCAAUUUCAAAUGCAGCUGAUUGAAAAUGUCAAAGAGGACGUGAGCAAUCUACAGGCAAAGUUUCGUGCUCACUAUGCCUACUCAGAGGCGUCACGCACCAGCAAACUGCGUGACAUUCCUCCUAUUGCCGGUGCUGUGAUGUGGGCGAAACAAAUCGAGCGCAAGCUGAAAAUGCUACUGUCACGAGUUGAAAGCGUUCUCGGUGUUGGGUGGGAACAACACAUGGAAGGCAAGGCGCUUAAAGCAGCGACCAAGGCAUUUAUUGUAAAACUCAAUCCCCAGCUUAUCUUCGAUCAAUGGGUGAAUGAUUUGGCGUCAAUGCCGAUUUUUGACAUCAAAAAUAUUAUUCUGAACAUUGUCACGGAGAACACGUCACAAGGGGAAACGAAGAAGUUGGUAGUAGCGUUCAACCAGCAAAUCGUGACGUUGUUCAAGGAAGUGCGUAACCUGGAGUGGUUGGGCUGCCGAGUUCCUUUCACGCUUAAAAUGAUUGCGGAAGACGCAAAAUCAAAAUACCCGUUUGCAAUGUCCCUGGACGCCAGCCUCAAGACAUAUACGAGCUCAUGCCGACGUAUUCAGCCGAUUUUUGAAGCUUUGACGGCAGCAUAUGUUCGUGACGUCCGUGCUACCAUCGGAAAAACAUUUUUGAAGGGCAAUGAAAUGAGAUGGCACGCAGAUGGACUGGGCGAAUAUGUUACUGACCUUGCAACCAAAGUAGAGCGCUUGCACGACAAGGUGGAUGACUUGCUGGAUAAGACCAAUGCUAUUGACACUCUGCUGGAAACUAUUCGUGCUAGUUCAGACUUCGAGGCUGAAGCAGUCCAUGCGGUUUUAGUGAAAGUGCAAGCGCAUGUUGACGAGCUGAGCUUGGCCGGAUAUGCGAAUUUGCAUGUGUUUGUGAAGAAUUUGAACGGUUUGAUCAGUACAAUUUUGGGCAAGAAGCUCGAGGUGCUGUUACAGCGAUGGGUUGAUUGCUUUGGCCCUCAGCCUGAUGAAAAAUUGUUCCAAGCUGCUCUUGUCGAGGCCGGGCUUACCGUAUCGACUCAUCAGAUUCUGCUAAAGAACCAAGUGCUGUAUUUGGAGCCUUCAGUUGGUGAUGCUCGACGGGAUUGGCUGGCUCAGCUUCAAAUCUUGCUGAACUCUGCGUGCAACCUGCCGAAGAUUCAAACGUCAUCGUACGAAAAUGUGUAUGGAAAGUCGACGGUGUCAGGCCUAUCGUCAUCGACCCUCAAAAGCGCCAGCUCUAGACGAAGAGAGCGUGUGUUCAAGGAAGUGCUGAAGCAAGUGCCUUUAGAUCUUUUAGUUCAAGCAUACAGUGUACUGGAUGUAACUGUAUGUGAUGUGGAGAAAUAUGCGUCAACAUGGCUUCAGUACCAAGCAUUAUGGGAUAUGGACGCCCAGACUGCCUUGAACAGUGUUGGAGAGGACCUUCGAAAAUGGCAGCAAAUUCUGGUUGCGAUAAAGAAUGAGCGUAAUGGAUUUGAUGCUGUCUUUAACACGAAGCGAUUCGGUCCCGUGGUAAUUAACUACCAACAAGUGCAAGCCCAGGUGAACGUGAAAUAUGACGCUUGGCACAACGAGUUCCUUGCGUACUUCGGUGAUCUUCUUCGUGACCAGAUUAACUCGUUCUAUUCAACAAUCUCAUCAAAGCGGACGCUUCUGGAACAGCAUGCACUCGAAGCAGCCACCGCGCAAGUUGUUGCUGCGAUCACGUUAAUCCAAGAGAUGCGUCAGAUGCGCUUUCGGUGGGAAGAAGCUGUAGAGUCAUUCGAACAGGGAGAGCGCUUGCUUAAAAAACAGCGAUACCGGUUCUCAGCAGAUUGGCCGUCGCUUGCAAAUGUGGAAGGAGAGUGGGAAGCUUUUAUUCAGUUGCUUGAGCGCAAGACUGCUGCGAUGGAAAGUCAACUCCCCCAACUGCAGGCGAAGAUCAUGGAAGAGAAGAGCGCAUUGGACAGUAAGAUUACAAAGGCUGUGGCUGAGUGGGACGACACAAAGCCGUUGCAAGGCGAUCAAUCGGCUAAGGCGGCCACAGAAUUACUAAUCAUCUAUGACACUCGUUUCAAGCUGUUGCAUGCUGAACAAGACAAAACAAAUGCUGCGCUGGACGCUUUGAACAUUUCCCAUGUAUCGGGAAUGGGAGGCUCAUCAGUUGUCGAUAACCGCAGCUCGUCCGGUGAUCUUUCAAGAGCCAUGGAGGAGUUAUCUGGGUUGGAUGAGGUCUGGAAAAGCAUAUCAAAGGUCUGGGCCCGUGUUGACGAGCUGCAAGACACGCUGUGGUCUGCAGUCCACCCCCGCAAAGUGCGGAAGCAGCUCGAUGAAAUUGUUGAUGAAAUGCGCCGCUUCCCUUCUCGGGUGCAACAGUAUGAAGCCUUUGAGCAUUACGCAUCUAUUAUCCAGUCUCAUAAGUCUAUGAAUUCCUUGCUGUCGGAAUUGAAAUCGGAUGCUGUUCGUGACCGCCACUGGAAACAGAUCCUACAACUGCUAAAUAUUUCAUCUCCGUUCACAGAGCUGACCUUGCGCAGUUUCUGGGAAUCGAAGCUAUCUGCCAAUGAUAACGAGCUAAAGACGAUCAUUCGUACGGCUCAAGGUGAAAUGGCACUUGAUGAGUUCUUACGCCAAGUGUCGGACUACUGGACCAACUAUCAGCUGGACUUGGUCAAUUACCAAAAUCGAUGUCGAGUCAUUCGUGGUUGGGACGAGGUGUUUGCCAAGCUUGAUGAGCACCUCAACAGUUUAAGCAGUAUGAAGCAGUCGCCGUACUAUCGCGUAUUUACUGAGCUAGCUACCAGCUGGGAAGACAAACUAACUAAGAUUCGUAGUAUUCUGGACUUCUGGAUUGAUGUCCAAAGACGAUGGGUGUACCUCGAAGGCAUCUUUUUCGGGUCGGCAGAUAUUAAACAACAAUUGCCGAAGGAGUUUGCGCGAUUUCAAAGCGUUGACAACGAGUUCACUUCGACAAUGAAGCGUGUUGCACACAAACCAAUGAUAGUUGAUGUUGCCAACAUUCCAAAUUUGUAUCAUUCGCUUGAGCGUCAGCAAGACAUGAUGGGUAACGUCCAACGCGCCCUCGGUGAAUAUUUGGAGCGCCAACGAGCUGCUUUUCCUCGCUUCUACUUUGUGGGUGAUGAAGACUUGCUGGAGAUGAUUGGCAACAGUAAGGAGCCGAUGCAGAUUCAGCGUCACCUGUCAAAGAUGUUUGCUGGAAUAUCUUCACUUGAAAUGGACAGCAGUACUAGCGUUAUUGUUGGAAUGGCUUCACGUGAAGGUGAGGUCGUGCGGUUUAAGGAACCCGUUAAGACAGCCGAAGAUACCCGCAUUAAUGUUUGGCUAGGUAAGGUAGAGGAACAGAUGCGUAAAACACUAUCGCUACUUUUGGAGGAAGCUGUACAUUCCUGUCCGACAGAAGAAAGUGCCGAUUCGUAUCUGAAGUGGGUGUCAGAGUUCCCGGCUCAGGUGGUCAUUCUUGCUACCCAAGUGCAGUGGUCGAACGAUGUCGAAAGCGUCUUGAAGACCGGUGGUGAUACGCUGUCGAUGGUCGUGGAGCAGUUGGAUAGGUUGCUACUCAUUUUGAGUGAGCGCGUUCUUACGGAUGUGAAGAACGAUGUCCGGAAAAAGUAUGAACAGCUAAUUACUGAACUUGUGCAUCAGAAAAGUGUAACCAAACGCUUGAGUCAGGCCAAGGUUAGCAGCGCAGAGGAUUUUCGCUGGCUGUAUCACAUGCGCCAUUACUUUCAAGCUAAGGAAUUGAAUCCACUCAAGAAGCUUACCAUCCAGAUUUCAAACGCAAGCUUUUCUUAUGGAUUUGAGUACUUUGGUGUUGGAGAGAGGCUUGUGCAAACUCCUCUUACAGAACGUUGCUACCUCACACUGACUCAGGCGUUGGACUUCGGAAUGGGUGGAAACCCAUUCGGUCCUGCGGGCACGGGCAAAACAGAGUCGGUUAAAGCCUUGGGAUCGCAUCUUGGCCGUUUUGUGCUGGUCUUCAACUGUGAUGAGCACUUCGAUUUUCAAGCGAUGGGGCGCAUUUUUGUGGGCCUGUGCCAAGUUGGCGCUUGGGGUUGUUUUGACGAGUUCAACCGCCUCGAAGAGCGUGUGCUUUCUGCCGUCUCCCAGCAAAUUUUGGCAAUUCAAAGUGGAGUGUCAUCAUUGAUGGUCAAGAAGGCUUCUGGUACCUCGCAGAUAGUAACGAGUGCCAGAAGUCCCAAUGCUACCAUCGAGUUGCUCGGUAAGAGUGUGAAGCUGAAUCCGGAUGUGGGUAUUUUUGUGACGAUGAACCCAGGCUACGCUGGGCGAUCGAAUCUACCGGAUAACUUAAAGCAACUUUUCCGGAGCAUUGCAAUGGUUGCUCCUGAUCGCGAGUUGAUCGCGCAGGUGAUGCUAUUCUCCCAAGGUAUUACCACAGCUGAGCAAAUUUCUGCAAAGGUUGUGCUUUUGUUCAACCUUUGUGGAGACCAACUUUCGAAGCAGCCUCACUACGAUUUCGGACUUCGCGCAUUGAAGAGUGUUCUUGUGAGCGCUGGUCAGCUCAAGCGAAAGAUCACCCAAGCACAAGAUAGCUCGGCAUCAGCAAACAUUGAGGAGCUGGAAACGAAGGCACUGAUUGGCUCCAUUACUGAUACAAUUUUGCCCAAGUUAGUUUCAAACGAUGUGCCUGUGUUUGAAACGCUAUUGAAGGGGGUAUUUCCAGGCACGGAGGCCCACCGCAUUGAAGACGACAAUCUUCGUGCAAAGAUCGUAGAACUAGCAACGAAAGCCAAUUACGUUGCAAAUGAGCAAUGGGUCGAAAAGGCUCUGCAACUGUACCAGGUUAUGCAACUACGCCACGGUGUGAUGCUUGUUGGUGCGUCGGGGACAGGAAAAUCGAGUGCAUGGCGCAUUCUGAUGGAUGCCAUGGAAUUUAUUGAUGGUGUAAGAGGCGAAGCAUACGUAAUUGACCCGAAGGCUCUUUCAAAGGAGCAUCUCUACGGUGUUCUUGAUAACACGACGCUGGAGUGGACGGACGGUGUGUUCACGCAUUUGCUCCGUCAGGUGCUUAAUAGCGUACGAGGCGAAAGUGAAAAGCGACACUGGAUCAUUUUUGACGGUGACGUAGAUCCCGAAUGGGCUGAGAACUUGAACUCUGUGCUAGACGAUAACCGAUUGCUGACGCUUCCGUCUGGAGAACGUCUUGAGAUUCCACCGAAUGUGUGGAUCAUGAUGGAAACGGAGACGCUGCGUUACGCAACACUGGCUACUGUCAGUCGUUGUGGCAUGGUUUGGUUUUCGCAUGAUACGGUCAAGACAUGCCACAUCGUCGAGCACUAUCUGCUAAAGAUGCGGGAUGACGUGUCUGUCGUAUCAUCAUUCUCUCUGCAGCCUAGCGAAAGUGAGCUGGCAAAAAAGACUGCUCAUACCUACGUUGUUACCCUCCGAAAUCUGAUUGAUCGUGGAAGUGACAUGCCCUCAUUGAUCGAGGUUUGUUUAGAGCAUGCGUUGGGUCAAACGCACAUCAUGGAAGCCACGGCGCUGCGUUUGCUAAUGUCGAUGUUUACGUUGCUCGGAAGGGGGUUGUCUCGCAUCAACGAGUACAACGAAGGUCAUUCUGAUUUUCCGAUGACAGCUGAACUGAUGUCCCGCUUUGUACCGAAGUGGUUUGUAUUUUCGAUUCUUUGGGGUUUCGGUGGCUCGAUGGACUCUGUCUAUCGCAUCGACCUCUGCGAAUUUGUUGUGCAAACGCUCGAAAAUCGCUUGGAGUUUCCUUUGUCCGGGUCACCGGGCAACACUCUGCUCGAGUACGAAGUUAAUAUCGAUGAUGGUGAAUGGCGCCAGUGGUUACGAUCAAUUCCACAAUUGGAUCUUGAGAGUCACCAGGUGCUGUCGACGGAUGUUGUUGUAACUACGGUGGAUACGAUUCGUCAUGUCGAAGUACUACGAGGGUGGCUCUCGCAACAUCGGCCGCUCAUUCUUUGUGGCCCCCCUGGCAGUGGUAAGACGAUGACUCUGUCCUCGACCAUCAACUCACUUCCCGAGUUCGAGUUUGCAAGCCUCAAUUUCUCGUCUGGAACUUUACCUGAGCUUAUUUUGAAGACAUUCUCUCAGUACUGUGAGUACAAACGUACUCCCAAUGGAAUGUUGCUGACACCGAAUGCACCAGAAAAAUGGCUGGUUGUAUUUUGUGAUGAAAUCAAUCUUCCUGAGGCUGACAUAUACGGAACACAACGCGUGAUCACGUUCUUGAGGCAAUUAAUUGAGCAAGGUGGCUUUUGGUUAGGUGGUAAGAACACAUGGGUCCGGUUGGAGCGUAUUCAGUUUGUUGGUGCUUGCAACCCACCAACAGAUCCUGGUCGUGUGCCAAUUUCACUGCGUUUAAUGCGCCAUGCGCCUAUUCUGUUGGUUGAUUUUCCGUCCUAUCCUUCACUCAAGCAGAUUUAUGGAACAUUCAACCGUGCUUUGCUAAAGCUUACCCCAUCGCUUCGAUCGUAUGUGCAACCGCUUACUGAUGCGAUGGUUGACGUGUACGAUAGCAACCAGAAGAAAUACACGGCGGAGAUGCAACCACAUUACGUCUACAGUCCCCGAGAGCUGUCGAGAUGGAUGCGUGCGCUAUACGAAGCCAUUGAACCAUUGGAAUACGAAAUAGACAUCGAAACGCUGGUCAAACUGGUCUUUCAUGAGGCACUACGACUUUUCAUGGAUCGUUUAGUGACAUCUGAAGAGCAAAAGUGGUGUUUCCACAUGGUAAAGGAGACUCUGAGAAACCAUUUCCCUCAGAGUGCUACAGCUUUAGAGGUGGUGGAAUAUGGAGGUCAACACCCAAUUUUGUUCAGUACAUGGCUCUCAAAGAACUACACGGAAGUCACGACGACUGAUCUCCGUAAACAUGUUGAAGCCCGCUUGCGCGUCUUCUACGAGGAAGAACUAAACGUUCAGCUGGUGGUUUUUGAUUCUGUGAUCGACCAUGUUCUUCGCAUUGAUCGCGUUCUUCGUCAACCGCUCGGCCACUUGUUGCUUGUUGGUGAAAGUGGCGCAGGCAAGACCGUUCUUUCUCGCUUUGUUAGCUGGAUGAACGGCAUGUCUGUGUUUCAGAUCAAGCUAACGUCAAAUUAUACUCUAGAUAACUUUGACGAUGACCUUCGCGUUGUACUUAAGAGAUGUGGUUGCGAAGCUGAAAAGAUUUGCUUCAUCUUUGACGAGUCAAAUGUGCUUGAUUCCGCUUUCUUGGAGCGUAUGAAUGCUUUACUGGCUUCUGGUGAAGUGCCAGGUCUGUUCGAAGAUGAUGAAUACACGUCACUCAUGCAUGCUUGCCGUGAAGCUGUGCAACGGGAUGGGGUGAUUGUGGAAAAUACCGAGGACGAGUUGUUUCGGUACUUUACCAAACAAGUGCAGCGUAAUCUGCACGUGGUAUUCACAAUGAAUCCAGCUUCGGGCGACUUUCAAAACCGUACUAAUACAUCCCCCGCUCUCUUUAAUCGGUGCGUAGUGGAUUGGUUUGGUACAUGGAACGAUCACGCGCUAGCACAGGUGGCGUACGAGUUUACAAACACACUAGACCUUGCUGGGUCUACUGACUACGUCAUUCUUGAUGAUGCUGCGGAAGUCUUGGCGAAACUGGUUCCACAUAUUGCUACAGGAACGUUCCAUGAUGUACUGGUCGGAAGUAUCGUUCAGUUUCACCACGCUGUCCUGCUACACAUGCGUCGUCUUCAAAAACGUCAUAUGAAAUACAAUCACAUAUCCCCUCGAGACUAUCUGGAAUUCAUUUGCCACUUUGUGUCGCUAUAUUCCGAAAAGCGUGCCCAGGUGGAAGAUCAGCAACUUCACUUGAAUGUUGGCGUUCAGAAACUGCAGGCUACUCGCGAGCAAGUGGCGGAGCUACAAGGUCAGCUCAGCCUUAAAGAGAAGGAGCUCAAGAAAAAAGAUGUGGAAGCAAACGAAAAGCUCCAGCAAAUGGUGCAGGAGCAAAAUGAGGCACAAGAAAAAAAGAAAGUUACAGAGGCACUUGCUGUUGAUCUUGCAAGCAAGGACGAACAGAUACGCUCGCGGAAAAAGGUUGUCGAGGCCGAUCUUGCUCAAGCUGAACCUGCGCUUUUAGAUGCCCAAGCGUCUGUGAACUCGAUUCGUAAGGCACAGCUCGAUGAAAUUCGUGCACUGGCACGGCCUCCUGCUGCCGUCCGAAUGACCAUGGAGGCAGUUGCAGUGAUGCUUGGUGAGUCGAGUCUGGAAUGGGCUGACUUACGUCGCUUCAUCCGAAAAGACGACUUCAUUUCGCAGGUUGUAAACUUUGACUCCGAGAAGCUGACGGCUCGGCAGAGACACACCAUUCAAGUCAAUUACGUCGACAAGACUGACGAGUUCGAUUAUGAAAAGGUCAAUCGUGCAUCAAAGGCGUGUGGCCCGUUGUACAAGUGGGUUGUCUCACAGCUUAGUUACACAAACAUCCUGCAUAAGAUCCAACCGUUACGAGACGAGGUGCAGACUCUGAUCGACACGUCAUCUGAUCUACGUGCGAGAUACGAGCAGGCCAAAACGACCAUCGAUGCGCUUGAGAUUCGGAUCGAAAACUUCAAGCACGAAUAUGCGGCAUUGAUUAACGAGGCGCAAAUGAUCACAAACGACAUGACGUCCGUGUCCAAGAAGGUGGAGCGUUCCGUUGCACUGCUGAAGAGUCUGCUGCAAGAGAGUGAGCGAUGGGAGGCUGGCUCCAACGACUUUGGAACCCAGAUGAAGACGCUUGUAGGGGACACAUUAUUAUCCUCUGCUUUCCUCACAUAUAUCGGUUUCCUUGAUUUCCAGCAGAGAAAAAUCUUGAUUCAGGAUUGGCGCGACAUUUUGGAAUUGAUGGGCAUCAGUACGAAACCGCAGUUGAGCUUUGUAGAUUAUCUGUCGCGUCCAAACGAGCAGUUGGAGUGGCAGAUGAGCGACUUGCCCUCGGAUGAGUUGUGCUAUGAGAACGCUAUCAUUCUGCAGCGCUUCCACCGCUUCCCGCUGAUUAUUGAUCCAUCUGGACAAGCGAACAAUUUUAUCAUGAAGUACUAUAGUCUCAAGACAAACACAAAAAUUGCGCAGACUUCGUUCCUGGACAGCUCGUUCAUGAAGGUGCUGGCCAGUGCUAUUCGCUUUGGCACUGCCCUUUUGGUUCACGAGGUGGAAAACAUCGAUCCAAUAUUGAAUCCUGUGUUGAACCGAGAACUCUACAAAACGGGUGGUCGCGUUUUAAUUCGCCUCGCAGGAGAGGAAAUUGAUUACUCACCGGACUUUCGACUUUUCUUAAUUACACGAGAUCCAUCGUGCCGUUUCUCACCCGAUAUUUGCAGUCGUGUGACUUUUGUCAAUUUCACAGUCACUCCGAGCUCCUUGGAAAGUCAGGGACUGAGCAUCCUUCUCAAGAGUGAACAGCCCGAAGCAGAGAAAAAGCGCAAUAAUCUUCUGAAAUUGCAGGGUGAAUACCAAGCAAAGCUGCGCGAAUUGGAGGAUUCUUUGUUGCAGCAAAUUAAUAAUGUUCAGGGCAACAUUCUAGACGACGAUCGUGUCAUCAAUGCUUUGGAGAGUAUGAAAGCAGAGGCUGCCCAGAUCUCGCAGCAAGUGGCAGAAACGGAAUCGACGAUGGCAAUCGUAGAGGCAGCAACAAGCCGCUACCGUCCACUUGCAAAGGCAAGCUCACAAUUGUUCUUUGCACUGGAGAACUUGUCGUCGGUCCACUUCCUGUAUCAGUACUCGCUCGACUUUUUCUUGUCACUGUUGUCCAAGGUAUUGUCUCAGCCGACUGAAGGAGGAGAAUCGGCACGCCUUGCUAGUAUUUCUACUGAGCUUUUCGUACAGCUUGCUAGACUCGUGAGCAGAGGUCUUGCUGAAAAUGACAAGCUGAUGUUUGCACUCCGUCUGUCACAAAUUUACUUGGAGCUCGAGCAGCAAAGUGGAGUAGUCGCUGAAGUUAAGGCUACUAUGGAUGAUAGUGCUGGGUUUGAUGGGCCUACUGAUGAGGAUGUGGACAUGCUGCUUGGAAACUCAUUAACUUUCUUCAAAGGUGAUAGCAACGCCGAACAGCGGAGCGAGCUCGAGCAAUUGCUGCCAGCCUUUUCGAAGACUGACAUUGACCAGUUGUUGAAAAUGAUAAAGUUGCCGACAUUUAAGCACUUGGAGACGCACAUACGUGAGCAUGCUGCUGAAUGGAAUACCUUUAUCAGGACCCCAUCGGCUGAGGAGGCUCUUCCAGCUGAUUGGGACACGCAGUACGCUGCAGCUUUGGCAAGUCCUCGUCUGGCCGCGUUCAGAAACAUGAUUGUUAUCCACUUCUUACGGCCCGAUCGGAUUAUGUUUGCAUCAGAGCGAUACAUCGACCUAGUGUUCACGGCGUCAUUUCCAUGGCGUGGUGAGAUCGAACUCUCUAAGAACGUAGAAGAAGAUACUAAGGCAGCACGUGGCGUGCUUUUGUGCUCAACGACGGGGUUCGACCCAAGUGCGCAGAUUGACGACCUUGCUGCUGCCCAGCAGAAGAAGUACAAUUCCGUGUCCAUGGGUUCAUCCGAGGGUUUCGAUGCGGCAGAAAAGGGUCUGAAUACGGCAUUGAAGCACGGCUCCUGGCUGUUACUUCGCAAUGUACAUUUGUGCCCGUCAUGGCUUGUAAGUGUGGAGAAGAAGCUCUAUAACGCUCGCGAGAGUGUUCACCCGAACUUUCGCCUGUUCUUGACAAGCGAGAUCAACCCCAACUUGCCGGUGAAUCUCGUCCGCAUGUGCGACAUCUUUGUAUUUGAGCCACCCAGUGGCAUGAAGUUAAGUAUGGUGCGAUCGCUUGAUACAGUGGCAGCUGAGCGCAUGAAUCACUCACCGGCUGAACGUGCUCGGUUGUACCUGCUGCUUGCGUGGUUCCAUGCGCUAGUGCAUGAACGUCUGCGCUUCGUACCAAUAGGCUGGUCUAAAACGUACGAGUUCAGUCAGUCUGACUUCCGUGGCGCUUGCGAUGUGAUCGACCGCUGGAUGGACUCGGUGGCCGGUGGCCGUGCCCACGUUGCUCCUGACAACAUUCCAUGGACAGCGAUCCGAACUACGCUGAAGGAGUCCGUGUACGGUGGCCGCGUGGACAACACGUUCGACCAGGAGCUGAUGGAUACGCUUUUGGCGCAUGUUUUCACGGCAGCCAGCUACGAGAAUACCUUUGAGCUUGUUGCUCCUGGUGAAGGCAAUGAUGCUGGAGUAGUGAUCGCUCAGGGAAAAACUAAGGCGCAGUUCAUGGAAUGGAUCCUUGCCCUUCCCACCACAAAUCCACCUUCAUGGAUGGGCCUUCCACGCUCAGCGGAAACAAUGGUGCUUAUCAGCCAAGGUACGCGCAUGCUGCGUAAUUUGCAGAUAAUGCAAGACUUUUAUGGAAGUGAAGGCGGAGAUGAUACUGCUGAUGCAGGGGAAGAGAGCAAGAUGGUCCUGGGCACUGCUGCUGCAGAUGGCGACGAUGUGCGCCCCAAGUGGGUGCAGGAUCUAGACCGACGCGUCGGUGUGUGGCUCGAGCUGUUCCCUGCGGAGGGACUUUCUGUGCCUGCUGCGCAGGAUCCCGUGCACUUCGGCAACCCCGUCUAUCGCUGCAUGUUCCGUGAGCUGGAACUUGGAGCACAAUAUCUGGGCACCGUGGGUGGUUUACUACGUACAGUGCAGCAGGUAUGUGCUUACAAGGCCAAGCCUUCAAAUGAAACUCGAGAAGCCAUGCGUACGCUUUUCCGAGAGCAGGUGCCUGAGCAAUGGAAACAACUGUACCGCGUCUCGAAUGAGCUUAGUUUGAGUGAGUGGCUUACGGACUUCUCUCGACGCGUGCGCCAGCUAAAGGAGUUAGCACAGCUUGCUCCGGCAGAUAUUCUGCAGAAGCCUAGUGGCAUCUGGUUGGGUGGAUUCUUCUCGCCUGAGGCUUUCGUGACGGCCGCUCGUCAAAACGCUGCAGCGGAUCUUGGAUGCUCGUUGGAUGAACUACAUCUACUUGCCCAUGUGGAAGAUCCAUCGGGCUCAUCAGCUGGUGGUUUUGCCGCUUGUGGACUUCUGCUUGAGGGUGCUACUUGGAACUUCACUGGCUUUGCGCCGUCAAAUGAAAUCCGCAAUAGCUUGUCGGUGUUAUACCUUCGUUGGGCUCCUGGGGUUAUGGAAACAGAUAAGCUUCGACAGCUUCCGGUGUACUCGAACAGUAAGCGUGAAACUCUGGUGUUUUCCGUGGCGGUAAAUGCAGAACAUUCUGCAUUUCCCAAAACACAGUGGGUGCAGCGAUCGGUGGCACUUGUGCUCUGGGAGUUGCAGGCCUAG
Messenger RNA from Peronospora farinosa, 14112 nucleotides. NCBI's taxonomy places the organism in Eukaryota, Oomycota, Peronosporomycetes, Peronosporales, Peronosporaceae. The record is from the annotation of a GenBank genome assembly.